AUGUAUAUAUAUAAUUCUAUUGAAAAACCAAAAGUCUUUAGGUAUGAAGUUGAUGACAUCGAUGAAGAGGGCAAGGAACGCCACACUCUCAGUCGAAGGCGUAUCAUUCCGCUACCCCAGUGGAAGGCGAACCCCGAGACUGACCCCGAGGCUCUGUUCCACAAGGAGCAGUUGGUGCUGGCGCUGUACCCCCAAACCACCUGCUUCUACCGAGCACUGAUCCACGCACCCCCGCAGAGGCCCCAGGAUGAUUACUCUGUGCUGUUUGAAGACACCUCGUACGCUGACGGAUACUCUCCCCCACUCAACGUGGCCCAGAGAUACGUGGUGGCGUGCAAAGAGAACAAGAAGAAAUGAACGCUAGGCAGAGGAGAGACAACAUGCGUGGGAGAUUACAUUUUUAUAAAUAUUUUUUGUGUGCAUUUUUGUGAAAAAAAAAAAUAAAGAAU
Molecule: messenger RNA, 449 nt
Organism: Polyodon spathula (Mississippi paddlefish)
Lineage: Eukaryota; Metazoa; Chordata; Actinopteri; Acipenseriformes; Polyodontidae
Product: SAGA-associated factor 29-like
Exons: 3
Coding region: 1-357 (118 amino acids)
Cellular component (GO): SAGA complex
Source: RefSeq, a predicted model, not a curated record